Molecule: messenger RNA, 1620 nt
Organism: Truncatella angustata
Lineage: Eukaryota; Fungi; Ascomycota; Sordariomycetes; Amphisphaeriales; Sporocadaceae
Product: major facilitator superfamily transporter
Exons: 4
Coding region: 1-1620 (539 amino acids)
Biological process (GO): transmembrane transport
Cellular component (GO): membrane
Molecular function (GO): transmembrane transporter activity
Source: RefSeq, a predicted model, not a curated record
AUGGCAAGUGGCAAGCCGACCGUACACACUGUAGACACCACCGAUACUAUCGAGCCGGUUAGAGACACCACUGCUCCUAUCAGCAAAGGGGCCGAAAAGGCGGCAGAGUUUCUGGCUCAGCAUGGGGAAGUCGCCUUUGAUUAUGAAGAGGAGCGACGUGUGCUAAGGCGCAUCGAUAUGCGUAUCUUGCCAUUGAUCCUAGGAGCCUACUUCUUCCAACAGCUGGACAAGAGUGCAUUGUCGUAUACUUCGAUUUUCGGUCUUACAAACGACGCAAAUUUGAAAGGAAACGAAUAUAGUUGGCUCGGCUCAAUCCUAUACGUUGCACAACUGAUUUUCCAGCCUUUGGCAGCUCUUCUCCUUGUGAAGUUUCCGUAUGGAAAAGUCAUUGGUAUUGCCAUCAUCGGUUGGGGAUGCAGUGCAGCAAUCGCUGCCGCCUGUACCAAUUUCAAAUCACUCAUGGCUUUGCGGUUUCUUCUGGGCACAUUCGAAUCCAUGAUAGCACCUUCACUAGUUGCUGUAACACAGAUGUGGUGGCGACGAUCAGAACAGACUCUACGCAACUCAUAUUGGAACGCCAUGAAUGGUGUCACGUUCAUUGUCGGAUCAUUGGUAACUUUUGGUCUUGGUCAUAUCGAAAGCAAUCGGAUCUACAAGUACCAGACGGUAUUUAUCUUCUGUGGUGGCUUGACUGUCCUCUUUGGCAUUGCUUUUAUCAUUCUGAUGCCUGACUCUCCAAUGGAGACACAUUACCUCAAAGAGCGCGAGAAGAUCAUCGCGAUCGAGCGGCUUCGCGCCAAUCAGAUGGGUGUAGCUAGUCGUACGUGGCGUUGGGAUCAUGCGCUUGAAACUUUAAUGGACGUCAAGACUUGGUUGUGGUUCAUUUUGAUCGUCUCCGUCUCAAUCCCAAGUGGUGGAUUCAGUUCCUUCGGCAGCUUGAUCAUCAAGGACUUUGGUUAUGUCAACUUCCAAGCGAUUCUGUUCCAACUCCCUGUCGGGGCGCUUCAGAUCAUCGUCAUCACUGGAUCGGCCUGGUUCGCAACCAAGUACGGACGGAAAGGCCUAACAAUUACUUGCAUUUCGAUAUUGCCCAUAAUCGGCAUUGUCUUGAUGCUGACUAUUCCUCGAUCACAGAAAGGAGUCCUCCUUUUCGGUUAUUACCUUGUUCAGUGUUUUGCCGCCAUCACUCCCAUGGUAUAUACUUGGCAAGCUCAGAACACCGCUGGGGACACCAAGAAGAAGACUACGUCAGCUGUUGUCUUCGUAGGAAUGUGCACUGGAAACAUUAUCGGGCCCCAACUCUAUAAUAUCAACGAUGCACCUACCUACAGACCAGGUCUGAUAUCAAAUCUGAUACUGUUUGUCCUGGUUGGUGCUUUGGGACUUCUCAUUCCGAUGUACUUGAUGUUCUUGAACCGGCAGCAUGCAAAGAUGCGCGAGCAGCUCGGAGGCUCGGCGGAUAUUGUUGAUGAAUCCAUGAUGAGGAGGAAAGACAUGACUGACAGUAAACAAGUAGAUCUGGAGCACGAUGAGCACGUACAAACACAGAAGCUUGAUGAUGAUAAGGGUCUACAGGAUGUCACGGAUCUCAAGAACGAGAAUUUCAUCUAUGUUGUCUGA